UGGAAGCACACUAUCAAUGAGACACAAGACCACGGUGUCUAGCAGGUGCCGAAGAUGCCGCCGCCUCCUCCGUCCCAGCUGAUCCCCAAGGAUCGCUUUGGCUACUUGUUUGGUAGACUGAGAACACAGAGCUAUACCGAUCCCAAUGCGCGUGGACCUGGUUCGCACAGUAUUCGCACUCUGGCAUGGAAUCCUACCGGCCUUCUCAUCGCGACAGGUUCUGCCGACCGAACACUACGAAUAUGGAACCCAGAGCGCCCCGAUGUGAGGUAUUCGACUGAGCUACGCGGGCAUACCUCUGGCAUUGAGCAGGUUGCUUUUAACCCCGUCAAGGAAUCCGAGCUAGCGAGCUGCUCAACCGAUGGAACCGUCCGUUUCUGGGACGUGCGAUCCAAGAACUGCGUGAACCGCAUCGAUGUUGGCGGAGAAGCAUUCACUCUCUCCUGGUCCGCUGAUGGCAGCGUGCUCCUCGCAGGAAGAAUGGACGACACUCUCGUACCCAUCUCUGUCGACUCUUCCUCCACACCUACAACCACCACUGAACCCUCCAAAUCGGGUACAACAGCGGCUCCCUACAAAUCCCUUUCGCCUCAUAAACAACCUGUCCGCACCAACGGCACCGCAUUCUCCUACUCACCCUCGAACCCGGACCUCUUCCUCACCACCGGCGACGGCACCGUUCAAAUCGUAUCCUACCCCUCCUUCCACCCACUUCACACCCUCAACGCCCACACCGCCUCCUGUCACUGCGUCUCCCUCUCCCCAACAGCCCGCUACCUCGCAAUUGGCGGUGGAGACUCUCUAAUCUCCCUUUGGGACACCACUGACUGGAUCUGCAAGCGCACUGUGACGACUUCCGGCGGAGGCGGAGUGCGCGGCGUAAGCUGGAGCUGGGACGGGCGAUUCAUUGUAGGCGCGUGCGAUGAGCCGGAUUGCGGCGGUGUUGGGUUAGAGAUUUUCCAUGCGGAGACCGGGGAGAGUGUGUUUACGAUUCCGGUUGAUGGGUCGCAUGUUGUUCCCGCUGUGGCGUGGCAUCCGUCGAGGUAUUGGUUGGCGUAUUCCAUUUAUGCAGAUGCGAUGGGCCCGAGUAGUAACGGGUUGAGAAUUGUGGGUGCUGGUGGUGGUGGAUUGUGA
Molecule: messenger RNA, 1134 nt
Organism: Coccidioides posadasii C735 delta SOWgp
Lineage: Eukaryota; Fungi; Ascomycota; Eurotiomycetes; Onygenales; Onygenaceae
Biological process (GO): mRNA export from nucleus
Cellular component (GO): THO complex part of transcription export complex
Molecular function (GO): protein binding
Source: RefSeq, a predicted model, not a curated record